Molecule: messenger RNA, 1695 nt
Organism: Talaromyces amestolkiae
Lineage: Eukaryota; Fungi; Ascomycota; Eurotiomycetes; Eurotiales; Trichocomaceae
Exons: 5
Coding region: 1-1695 (564 amino acids)
Cellular component (GO): mitochondrial matrix
Molecular function (GO): methylisocitrate lyase activity; isocitrate lyase activity
Source: RefSeq, a predicted model, not a curated record
AUGUCCUCAUCGUUACCGCCCGUCGUUCCCCCGGUCUCCACAUCGCUUCCUUCAGACUCUUUUCAACUACUUUCCACAGCGGAAAAAGCAGGCGAUGCCGAAAAUGCUUUGUUUGAAGAACAAGUGAAGGAGGUAGAGGCGUGGUGGAAGACUCCUCGUUAUGAAGGCAUCAAACGUCCAUACAGUGCGGCGGAUAUCGUCAGCAAGCGUGGGGCGCUACAACAAACAUAUCCCAGCUCAAUAAUGGCGAGGAAGUUGUUCAAUCUGUUGAACGAACGAGCUGCAGAAGGCAAACCAGUCCAUACAAUGGGCGCCAUCGACCCCGUGCAAAUGACACAACAAGCUCCAAACCAGGAAAUUCUGUAUAUUUCUGGUUGGGCAUGUUCUUCGCUCUUGACAUCGACCAACGAAGUGUCCCCGGAUUUUGGCGACUAUCCCUAUAACACAGUACCAAACCAAGUGGAAAGACUAUUCAAGGCACAGCAAUUACAUGACAGAAAACACUGGGACGCGCGACGGAAAUUAAGCCCUGAAGAACGAGCAAAGACUGAAUAUGUGGACUUCCUGCGCCCCAUCGUUGCCGACGGUGAUAUGGGCCAUGGAGGUCUUUCUGCCGUGAUUAAGCUUGCCAAGCUCUUUGCUGAAAAGGGUGCCGCCGCUGUACAUUUUGAAGAUCAAUUACACGGCGGAAAGAAAUGCGGUCAUCUGGCUGGCAAAGUCCUUGUGCCGGUCGGUGAGCAUAUCAACCGUUUGGUCGCUGCCCGCUUCCAGUGGGAUUUGAUGGGUACGGAGACACUCGUUAUUGCUCGAUCAGAUGCAGAAAGUGGAAAACUCAUUAGCAGCGCGGUCGAUGUCCGCGAUCACGAAUUUAUCCUCGGUGUUACUGAAGAUGUCGAACCGCUUUCUGAGACUCUUCAGGCUAUGGAAGCGGAAGGUGUUUCCGGCGCGGAGAUUGAUGCUUUUGAGAGCAAGUGGGUCAAGAACCAUAAGCUUGUCACGCUUGACGAGGCCGUCGAUGCCCAUCUGAAAGCUCAGGGCGCAUCUCAAGAUGCUAUCAACACUUACUGGAACCAGGUCAAGGCCAACCCUGACCUCUCCAUGACCAAGCGCCGCGAUCUUGCCAACACCCUUACCGAUAAGCCUGUUGUCUGGUCGUGCGAUGUUCCUCGAACUCGUGAAGGUUUUUAUCAUUACAAGGCCGGCUUCCCUGCAGCGACUAAGCGUGCCAAGGAGUUUGCUCCUUAUGCUGAUCUUCUUUGGGUGGAAACCGGAGACGCCAAUGUUGAGAACGCCGCUACGCUUGCCGCCAACGUGCAUGAACAUUUCCCGGGCAAGAAGUUCGUCUACAAUCUUAGUCCAUCAUUCAACUGGAUGGCUCAGGGAUUCACUGAGGCAACAUUGAAAUCGUUCAUUUGGGACAUUGCCAAGCAUGGUUUCGUUCUCCAGCUGAUCUCCCUCGCUGGUCUUCACACCAACGCCACCAUCACCACUGAGCUCUCGCGUGCCUUCAAGGAUGAGGGAAUGCUUGCCUACGUUCGACUCGUCCAAUCGCGAGAGAAGGAGCUUGGCGUAGAUGUCCUCACGCAUCAGAAAUGGAGUGGCGCUUCUUAUAUGGAUGGUAUCCUAGGAUCGAUCCAAAGUGGCAGCAGCAGCAGCAAGAGUAUGGGUGAAGGCAACACCGAAACAGGAUUCUAA